Molecule: messenger RNA, 1575 nt
Organism: Sciurus carolinensis (gray squirrel)
Lineage: Eukaryota; Metazoa; Chordata; Mammalia; Rodentia; Sciuridae
Product: zinc finger protein 39-like
Exons: 6
Coding region: 292-1176 (294 amino acids)
Biological process (GO): regulation of DNA-templated transcription
Source: RefSeq, a predicted model, not a curated record
CCUGAGGGACAGUUCCAGCACAUGCAGCAGAGCCUACAUUCCAGCUUUGAGAGCUAUGACUUCCCUGACUUCAGGAAGGUGGAGGGCUUGAGCAUCCAUUUCAUACCACAGGUCCUGCUUUCAGGACCCUGAUACAGGACCUGACCUCAGGUGUCCAUGGCUGCCCUGUCUCUGGUCUCUUAAAGUGUAAAAUCAACCCCUGGGUCUUGUCCCAGAGGGCAGCCUGAGGUAUGGAGUAAAGCCCCCCUGGGGCUUGGAGGAAUCUACUGGAAUACCCUCAUCUAAAAGGGGAUGGUAUCCUUCGAGGACGUGUCUGUGGACUUCACCUGGGAGGAGUGGCAGGACCUGGAUGAUGCUCAGAGGACCCUCUACAGGGUCGUGAUGCUGGAGACCUACAGCAGCCUGGUGUCCUUGGGGCACUGCGUUGCAAAACCUGAGGUGAUCUUCAGGCUGGAGCAAGGAGCCGGGCCGUGGAUGGUGGAGGGAGCCCCACACCAGAGCCUCCCAGAUGUCCAGAAAGCAAAUGGCUUGAAGGAGACCAUCCAGGAAAAGCCAGAGAGACAUUUCUGGCAAGUUGUACUCCCCAACAGCAGUACCCCAACUGAGGAGAGGUUCACAUUAGGAACAAGGUUUAACUUGAGCUCAAAGCAUAUUUCAAGUCUGGAUCCAACGGGUGGGCCAGAGGGGCUUGAUGUGUGGCAGAAGGAGCUUCUCCCUAGUGAGCCUGAGGAGGUGCAGGCUGGAGAGGAGCCUGGUGGUCUUGAUGUCCCUGGGAAGCCCCCCAGGCCUCCUGAGCGGCCUAGUCUGCACAAGGUUCUAAGUGGGCAUCAGCAGUUCCAACAUUGUGGACAGGGGAAAUCCUUCACAGUGAAGGCACUGUGGACACUGAAGAGGCUGCAUGUGGGAGAGACCCCCAGCAUGCUCAGUGAAUGUGGGAAGGUCCUGGAUAAGGUGGCACUUACUGCUCAAGAGAUGACUCAGGUAAGGGAGAAAAGUUUUGAAUAUACAGGGUAUGGGAAUAUGUUCUAUACAAAAUCUAAACUCUCUAAACAUAUGAAAAUCCACAAAGGAAAGAAAUGUCAUCAUUUUAGUAACCAUGAGAUACCCUUCAUUAAGAAAUCAUAUCUUACAAAACACCAGAGUUCGCACACAGAAAAAAAAGCCCUAUGGAUAUAAUGAGUGUAAGAAAGCCUUCUGUCAGAAGUCUAAGCUGAUUGUGCAUCCAAGACCCCACAGAGGAGAAGAACACUGUGAGUGUAAUGUAUCUGGGAAAACUUUUUGCCAAAAUUCAGUCCACAGAACGGAUCAGAGCAUUCACCCAGGGGAGAAGCUCUAUGUAUGUAAAGAAUGUAGGUAAACGUUUACCCAUGAGUCAGACUUUGCUAUACAUCACAGAAUUCAUACAGGUGAGAAGCCAUAGGAGUGUAACAUAUGUGGAAAAACCUUUUGCCAAAAGUCAAGCCUGCACAAACAUCAGAGAACUCAUACAGGUGAGAAGCCCCAUGAGUAUAAAGUAUGUGGGAAAAAUCUUCUACCAGAAGUCAGACCUCAGCAGGCACCAGGGAACUCACACUG